This is a messenger RNA of Xyrichtys novacula (pearly razorfish), 16870 nucleotides long. The record is from the annotation of a GenBank genome assembly. NCBI's taxonomy places the organism in Eukaryota, Metazoa, Chordata, Actinopteri, Labriformes, Labridae.
UUUUUUAGGUUCAGCAUAGUGAAUACUUUGAUAGGUGUUUAGCAGCUGAUGUGAGAGUCAGAUUUAGUCAGUAUAACAUUUUUGUCUUUGCUUUGACCACUCAACAUUUUUCUAUUUAAGGUCAUUGUCCUGGUUGAGGUCAAAGGCAAUGCAGAUGUGGCAAAGAUGCAGUUCCUCAAGUGUCCACUAGGAGGCUGGCUGCAAAAGCUGGGGGAUUCCUAUUAACACUCAUGUUAAAGACUGUGUCAACAGCUUGUUCUAAAUCAAUAAAUAAAGUAAGUAAGGUUUUAGGAGUUGGAAUUUUAUGUAUAUUUGCAUGAUGGGAGAGAGUUGAAUGACAAGUGGACCUAAUGCAGUUGUUUGCUUGGAGAUUUGAGACAUUCAUGGGUUGACCAGAAGUUAUGUUGAGUCAGCGUUAUGGUGAGAGUGGAGGGUGGGGGGUAUGAACUGAUGUUUUUUUUUUUUGGUAAUUUGUUUGAAACCAGCCAAGUAGGGUAGAAUUAUUUAGAGCUACCUCACAAAUAAAUGUAGAUGUUUCUUAUGUAUUAUCUUAUGAUUGGCUGAUCUGAUUCAUUUCACCUUUUUAAGUUGUUUUUAAGUGGUUUAUAACUAAAAAUUAUUGAUGAUGUUGAUGUUUUGCUUAUGCAAGCUUUUACUCAGUUGGGGACCCUAGUUUUGAGUAGGUUUUCUUUUGUUUAUGUUGAUACCAAUAUUAAUAUUUGAAUUAAAGUAAAGACCCAAGAGAAGCUCAUUGACCCUUUUUUGUUUCCCAAAUCUCAUAGAGGUGUCAACAUGGAUUAAAAUUAUUGGUAAGAUUUAACUAUACAGAUUGUAGCGUAAGUGUGAAACUUAAAAACUUAAAAGUCUUGUUGGGUUAAAAGAAUGACAUCCUUAAACGUUGAUGUUUUAAAGAUGUGUGGCUUUGUAGUUCAUGUUAGAAAUGAACAUUUUGAAACAUUUUGCUAUGAUACUGUGGUUUUAAUUUUUAGAGCUUUCUUGAACCAGUAUGAACUGAAGAUGAGCUGAUAUUAAGAUGACCGGCACUGUAUCUGCAGGUCAGUUUAAGAUCAUGAAAAGUGGGAAGUCAUCUUUGCAUUUUAUCGAGUGAAAUUCGGCUACAAAUAUAAGUCUUGUCUCCAGGACUUCUUGAUGGAAAAUAAUGUUUUGUUUUGUUCUGUUUUUGUUUACUACUACUCCAUAUAGCCGUUGAUGCAUACAAAUCUACACAUCAAUUAAGUUCCAAACAGAGAGGUUUUGUUUUUCUUUUGUCAAUGUAUCUCCUACUCAUAAACGCACUAAACGCAUUUAUUAAGGGUGGACUUUCUCCUAACGCUGUCCGUGGUGCUGAAAUCUGAUCCACCUCUACAGCAGCCUGUGGAUGUUUUCUCUCUCUUCCUCUGCCUUCAAACCGAUUUGCACAGCCCUGCUCCACGCAGACGACACAUAAUCUCGUCGAUAACACGGACAGCGUGCUACCUGUGAUUGUGAUGCAAAUGUUAAUGGACUCUGAGGUCCUCUGAUUAGCCUGAUGCGGGCUAAUUUCCCCUCCUCUCAGUCCCUGGAGAGCCCAGACAGCCUUUUCACUGUCUCUUACUAAGCGAGGAGUGUUGGUGGUGUUUUUCUGCCUCACUGGGCGCACAGACGCAGCAGAAGCCGGGCAAUGAUGGGGUUAAAAGAGAGCUCGAGUUACACAGGAUGAAGGUUUAGGUUUGAAGAGAGAUUUUUUUUAACCUAAUCAUUCGCAUCACUUAAAAAACCCUUACUUUCUUACUCCUUCUCUGAACCACUCCUUUAUCUCGGCUUUAUCUGGGUCGUGCGUCAAAUGUUCAUGUAACACACUUCUUUUUCUUCCUCUACACACACACUCACACACACACUCAAUCCACACUCGUCAUUACCUUGUCCCUGAAAACAUUCAAUGGGUUAGGUAAUGAUAGCCUACAAUGGAAGUCAUUGUAGACCUACAUAAUUGCAGUCAGCGCCAUGGAAACAUAAAACCAAGUGUGUCUACUGCUUGGCGCAGUUGGAUGCAAACAUGAGACACGUUGUAAAAAUAUCAAAAAGUCCUCUCUGUGCAGGAUAAAUCUCAAAUAUGAUUAUUCUUUUUACCUGUUGAGGUUUUAGUUGACAACGAAAUCGUUUUUUUUUUUUGGUCUAUUUUUGCAGGAUAGAAAAUUACCAAUCCCCUAAAAAUGAGACCUUUAUUUUUGUGAUUCGAGGAAAAAUAUGGGGGGUGGGGUGGGGUUGGUGUCGGCAGAGGAGGGGGGUGCACGGAGGCGGAGAACCUUGUGCCAGCUCACCCAUGUGUGUAAUGUGAAAAAGGAGAGCCGGGGGUGAAAUAGUGAGGAGUGAGAGGAGGAGGAGGAGGAGGAUGGGGGGUGGGUACAAUAGAGGAAAUGAAUUUGAGGACACAGUCAGAUCACAGUGACUCUUUUUGGAUUUGACUUCCAAGAACCAGAGGAAACAAAAAAAAAACAUGAGGAUGAGCUUCAUGCAGGUGUGGGAUUGGGAGAUAAGAAGAGGGGUGUGUGCAGCUCGUAGAUAAAGAGAUGUGAUUGGUUAAAACUGUAUCGACAGAGAGCAGGACCCUCUUGGGACGUGGCACCCCUGACCCCCUGAUGACUCUUGAGAUGGGUGAUAAUCUGAGGAGAUGAAGUAUCGUUUGGAGAUGAAGGAUAGUCGUGUAGAAACGUGAGUGUGUGAGGAGAAGACAAGGCCUGUGUGAAAUUUAAACCUUUUAAGUCUCCAAACCUUUAAAUCCCACCAGUUAGAGGCACUUUAGUGAACCUACAGCAAAACUACAUUUAAAACUGCGUCUUAAACGAGCUUAAAUCUGUGUUGAAUUUGAUAUUAUAUCAUUUAGUCUGAGUCCAAAUACCUUCACACCUGACAAGCCGAAUAUGCCUGUUAUUAUUGUUAUUGUCGUGCGUACAGCAGGUCGGGAGAGGGUGUGCAGGCUGCCGGUGUCACGGCUGCUCUUUUCAUCCUGCUGCAGCCUCCAUCAGACAGCACAGAGCGCAGAUCAGAGCAGGGCUGCAGCGCGCUGAUAACAGCCUCUGUCAUUAACUCUUUCAUUCAGCGCUGAGAGGAGGGCAGCCAUGUUUUGUUCCCACAGUUGAAAUAAAAAAAAAAUACACACACACCAAAAAAAGCAAGAGGCGUCGGAGUGAGCGAUUCACGUGUCUUGGCAAAGGAUGAAAAUCCUGUCGUUUGGAUCAGAGUGCAGGUUUAGCAGAGAUGCUUAGGCCUGAUAGAGCGCGGCCUCCAACAUGCGUCGUGACGCAGCUUGGCUUAACAAUGUGGAUCAAAAAAUACUGGAAUAAAGGCGCAUUUUUACGCACUCCUCGGUGUGCACUUCAAGCAGGAUAAGGAUGAAUUAUUCUGCUUUGAAAGUACAUUUUGUUUUAAAUAUUAUGUUUGGCCCUUUCUGCUUUAAACUUCUGAACACACUUAUUUUGGUCUUUCCUCAGUGUCCUAUUUCCAGCUGCUCUCAGGUAUGCACGUAAGGCCAUGCUGUUAUUUGAUCCUGCCUGGUUGUUUGCAGCAGAGCAGUUUCCGGUACUCUGUUUGGUGUUGUAGUUCAGACAGUGUUUGUAGGCCUCGGCUCUGGAUCACAUGAUCCCGCAGUCUGCAGCCGGAGGAAACAGUAGCACAGUCUGGACACAAAGUACUACUGACAGGACAAUGUCAACAAACUGUUUGAAGCUCGCUUAGGCUUCCAUUAAUGGAAAACAGAAUCACUGAUAUCACAAGCGUGCGUGGCUAUUUUAAGGCGAAUAAAACCAAGCAGGCUGUGCACAUUUGAGGAGAUAAGAAGUCUUAUUAAUAUGUAUUAUUUUUCUGUCAGUAUCACUUCUUAAAAAUGUUUUUUAAAAGGGCAGAAACUAAUUUUUACGCAUCUAUGGCUGACAAGAAAAAAAGCGUAAGCAGGCCCAUCCUGAUGCUGACAUCCCGAGAAUGAAAACAAGUGCGCACUCUCACCCCAGACUACAGUUUGCUGACGUUUUUAAUUACAAAUGUUGAAGCAUGCAUUUUUCUCAACGGAAACAACACCAUGUCUCAGACAGCUUCACACACACACACACACGCACACACACACACACACACACACACACACACACACACACACACACACACACACACACACACACACACACACGCACACACAUAGUCCGAGUCACUGAAUGACUAAAUGGAUGAAUGAGCGUCCUGAAUGAAAACUCUACCGAAAAACAGAGCCGGAGGAAUAAAAAACCGAGCAGAUUAUACGCUCCAAUUUGUGAAACAAUGACACCAUUUUUUAACUUGUACUGCAUUAAAAUAUCGUUUCCUCGAGUUUAAUAUCUUACCAUCAUAAGGCAAAGAUAAAAUGCAGGAAAAUGUAUUUCCCCAACAACAACUGCACCGCGGAUUUUAAGCUCGAUCCCUGUAGUCCCAGAGAAAACUUGGUUCACUAUUUUGGCCGCGUCUUCUCCUCAAAUAUAAAUCUUUAAAAAAUAUAUAUAUAUCAAGUUUGGUAUGUUAUUUUUAUUUGGUCCAUAGAUUUGGGGUUUUCUUCGAAUUCCAACCUCCUUUUAUACGCGUAAAGUUAUGCAAGAUUUGAGGCCCCCGGAAUGUCAUUGGAUGUUCGGAUGAGGUAUUAUAGAUUAUGGGUUGGGGAAGGGGUGGUGGGGGUACUACAAGCACCUCCCCUAGAAAUGCAGCAAAUCUCUCCCGUUUUCUCCUGGUGGGGCACUGGGAGGGCUGGAGACGUGCUUUGCAUUGGCAGGCUGAUGAGGACACGUGUCUCCUCCCUGCCUCCCCCUCGGGCUCCACGGUACCGCAUUGGCUUCAGUAAAGGCACCUGAAAGCCGACAACCGACUUCUGGAGACGCUGCCUGCCACCUUAUAACCCGAAAGAAAGCGAUCUUAUAGGCCCUGUAGGAACCUGUGGCUCGCCUUUUUUUUCGUGCGUAAAGCUUUUGCGCACACCGCCAAACUGCCUCAGAGACUGAAAAGGUGCGCUACUCGUCGAGCAUCAGAGCGCAGUGCCAAGAUGCAGAAACGGAGCUGCGACGUCUGAAGGUGACAUGAACCUCGGGAUAAUCAAGAGCAGCAGGCGUUUACUGAGCAAGAAGUGGAGAUAGCAACUGAAAACCGUCGGUGUCUUGAAACUUAACUUGUGCUUUUUCCUGCGUGGCUUUAUGCAGAGAACCAAGAGCUGCCACCCAAAGUAGCCUCACGUUUUUACUGUCUGGAGGAGAAAAACACUAAUUAACCUGCGGAGAGAUCAAACACAGGAGCGAAAAUGGCGACGUUAAUCAAAAGCAAGCUUUCAAAUAAACUGUCAAAUGCAGCCACCGCUGUCAGCAACAAAUCCCAGGCGAAGGUGAGCGGCAUGUUCGCCAGAAUGGGCUUCCAGGCCGCCACCGAUGAUGAGGCUUUGGGCUUCGCCGCCUGCGAUGACCUGGACUACGAUCACCGGCAGGGCAUGCAGAUGGACAUUUUGACAAGCGAGGAGAUGGGAGGUGAGGGCGCAGGAGACGGAGAAGGACUGGACGGGGACAGCCACUACCAGAGGGACGGUACCGGUCCGCCGCAUUCAGCCUCAAAGGAUGGAGGUUCAUCGAACGAGCUGAAUGAAGUCAAACCAAAAAUCACUGCUUGGGAGGCGGGCUGGAACGUCACGAAUGCCAUCCAGGUAAAAGACGCACUUCACGGACUGAGAACGGGCGGGUCCGGUGCGCAGGGCUAAUUGGCUGUGCGCCUCAAGAAAAACAGUGAAAAAAAUCUGAGAUACGCACUCUGACGCCCACAUAAAAUGUUCUUAACAAAAACCGCAAGGUUCGUCCCCCCAAAAAACGGUUUUAACAAAACUGUGAGUAUGGUAAAAACACCUUUUUAAAGUGUGGUUUAGAAAUAGUUCUCUAAACAACCAAGACUUUGAAUUCAAACGUUUUCACUGGAGCAAUGCAGAGAUUUCAGAGCAGCUCACGGUACAAUGCGCUGAAAAAAGGGAGGUAGUUGAUGCCAAGUGCCCCCCUCCUCUUCCCCUCCUCCUCUUUAUCACACACAUUCUUUGUCUGCAGGUAUAAGUCCAAUGUCAUCGAUGCCGGUGCUCGAUAACUGCUCACUUAUAAUAUGAAUGGCAAUGAAAAACAAUAACAAAGGAAAAGUAGCAGCAAUGCACAGAUUUUGAGUGCAAGGGGAGUGUAAGCUAGACUGUAAAUUUGGAUCAUUUUACGCGAAAAACAUCGAAAUAAAUUGCAGGUACAUAAAACUGGUAUAUGUAAACACGUGGGCCUAAUUUUUACGCGGCACAUUAUAGAUUGUAGAGUCUCUUAUUUGACUUUAAUUUUUGCUCAAAUGUGUUUGCAGAGAGUAAUUAAGAUUUUUACGCACAGGGAGCCAAACUGUGUGCAGUGAUAUAGUCCAAGAGUGGAUAGUUGAUGUAAAUAAUUAUUAUCAUAAAUACGUAAAGGGGCCAUUAAUUCUUUAAAGUGUGAGGAUUUACUCGAGAGCGGAGUCUCCCUGGUGUUUGUAGGCUCUGCGACAAAAAUCCCCAGUCGCAGUCCUUUUCACGCCUUAUCACGGUCGUGGUCACGGCAGUCACCGUGACGCAAGAGCGUGUCUCCUCGAACUCUCGGUGACGUCAGAGGCGGGUGGAUGCGCUCAAAGCGAAGUGGAAAACCCACAACAUGAAAAACGGGAGUUACUUCCUCUGCCGUAAAAGUUAAAAUAUACGAAUAAAAAAAACGAUCGUUUUUUCGACAUGAAUUCCUUUGGUUACUUGAUGAUCUUCUCGCAUUUGAUCGUUUUAUUUCCUUCUUAUUCUUUUUUAGGGGAUGUUCGUUCUUGGGUUGCCCUAUGCCAUCCUGCAUGGAGGAUACCUUGGACUCUUUCUCAUUAUUUUCGCCGCCGUGGUGUGCUGCUACACGGGGAAAAUCCUCAUUGCCUGCCUGUAUGAGGAGGACGAAGACGGGCAGCUGGUUCGUGUGAGGGACUCCUAUGUGGACAUUGCCAACGCCUGCUGCCAGCCCAGAUUCCCUGCUUUAGGAGGCCAUAUCGUGAAUGUAGCCCAAAUCAUAGAGCUUGUGAUGACUUGCAUCCUUUAUGUGGUGGUCAGUGGAAACCUCAUGUACAACAGCUUCCCCAACAUGCCCAUCUCCCAGAAGUCCUGGGCCAUCAUCGCCACCGCCGCUUUGCUCCCCUGCGCCUUCCUCAAGAACCUGAAAGCCGUCUCCAAGUUCAGCUUGCUGUGCACGAUGGCCCACUUUGUCAUCAACGUCCUGGUGAUCGCGUACUGCCUCUCCAGAGCGCGGGACUGGGCCUGGGACAAGGUUAAGUUUUACAUCGAUGUCAAGAAGUUCCCCAUCUCCAUUGGGAUUAUCGUGUUCAGCUACACCUCGCAGAUCUUCCUGCCGUCUCUGGAGGGGAACAUGCAGAAACCCAGCGAGUUCCACUGCAUGAUGAACUGGACUCACAUCGCUGCCUGCAUCCUCAAGGGCCUCUUCGCCCUCGUGGCCUACCUGACCUGGGCUGAUGAAACUAAGGAGGUCAUCACAGACAACCUGCCCCCUGGUAUCCGAGCUGUCGUCAACAUCUUCCUUGUGGCCAAAGCUUUGCUGUCCUAUCCGCUCCCGUUUUUCGCUGCCGUAGAAGUAUUAGAGAAAUCCUUUUUCCAGGAAGGGGGACGCGCGUUCUUCCCAGAUUGCUACGGAGGCGAUGGACGCCUAAAAUCCUGGGGACUCGCUCUCCGCUGUAGCCUUGUUGUGUUCACUUUGCUCAUGGCCAUCUAUGUGCCACAUUUCGCCCUCCUCAUGGGUCUCACCGGCAGCCUGACGGGUGCAGGCCUGUGCUUUCUGCUUCCCAGUCUCUUCCACCUCAAGCUUUUAUGGAGAAAGCUGCAGUGGCACCAGGUUUUCUUUGAUGUCUCCAUCUUUGUAAUAGGAGGUAUAUGCAGCAUAUCCGGUUUUAUCCACUCCAUGGAGGGGCUCAUAGAGGCUUUCAAAUAUAACAUACAGGAGUAGAUUCAAGCCAUUACCGAAAAUAGAUGUUAACUGCAACCCCAUUUAGUGAAAAAAAAAGAGAAAUAAAUAAAUAAAACUCACGACUUUGCAGCAACGCAGCCCCCCCUUCUGCUUAAUCCAUGCGUAAAAGCGCACACAGACCACAUUUGCCCACACAUACAGUCUGGCAUCAGUCAAGAGCAAGAGCGCGCACAUACACACACACUUCUACACACACGCACAAUCACACUCCCACAAAGAAAGAGGGCCGCUGACAACGAGGGAACCUAAUGCAUCCACAGCACACUAUAUGAACAGUUCAUGUUGUAUAAAUAUGCGAACAAACGUACAUAAACAUAUUUUCCAGUGGAGUGAACGUUUACAAUAUCAACCAUACACUAAAUUUGCAAGAAGGACAGUUUGUCUUUUCGUCGCUCUUGAGAGACUUCACUUAAUGUAACGCUUGAGCUUAAGAUGGACGGGUAUUCGAUGGCAAAAUGUGAUUAAAUGAGGAAUUAAGACGAUUUAUUUAACAUCAAAAAUAUGAACAAACACCCUCUUCUUGCAGUGUGAUUAUAGAGACAAGAGGGGGAAUCAAACACAAUGGCAAUAACCAGCAGUGAAAACGUGAAAGCAUCUUGUCUUGGUUAAUGGAAAGCGUUAGAAAUAAGAAAAUUGGACCUUCCCCGAUCAGUUUAAAAUACUGUUCAUGCAAAAUAUCAAAUUACGCAGCAGCUAUACAAACUAUGCAUUGAAUGUAUGAUAUUUCAGACACACAGCAGCUCAAAACUGGGAAGUAGAAAUUUAAAAAAAGAGAAGAAAAAAUAUUGAACAUUUCGAUUUUUCUGCGUGAAAGUGUUGAUACUUUGAUAUUUCUUUCUAGCAUUUGGAUUUAUUUUAUCGAGCUCUUAAAUCGGCAAUAAUUAAAGCCCCCCUCCCAUAACACCUGGGACCAAAUUUCCGCUUUAGAUGGGGACCCUAAAUUGAAAUCCUGCACACUCAAUUCCCCAUAAUGCCUUCCAUUACAUAGAGUAAAACAUGGCCUGUUCUGAAUUAAUUUGAGAGACUCCAGUGUCGAAAAUUCGGUGUCUGAAAAUCUUAAAAAAUGAUCGAUCAUUCGAGGAAAAUGUGCAUACAGACAUUUUUCAUUCUGUGCAAUGCAAUGGGUCCUGUGGAAAUGUUAUAAAACCGUUUGUGUAGUGUGUUAUUGUGGUUUCAAAAAGAUGGAAUGUAUAUCUCAAAGUCGUUAUCAUAUAUCGUGAAAUUAAUAUUAAAGAAUAAAGACAUAAGUGAAAUUAUAUUGUAAAAAUGUGUGUGGUUUUAUGUAAAACGACAAAACGGUCAGAACAUGUAUUUUUUUUUCUCUCUAUAAUAAAAGACAGAAAAUGAUGGAGAAAAUAGUGGUAUUCAUAUUCGUUCUUUAGCUGAUUGCUGAAGAGGCCUGAUGGUUUAGUGGGAAAAAUCGUGUUUCUGUCCUUUUGCUUGAUCAUAAUCCCAUAUAAAAUCCUGCUCUUUUAAUCUGCAUGUGUACAGAAAUAAUUAAAGCAUGCAUGUUUGGAGUCAGGUUUCCAUGCACCAAUAAAGAGCAUUUGGACAGAUUUUCCGCUGCAGGCAUCAGGCCUUAUGCUCGACCUGUUCAUCCACUGUGUUGAUUUUUUCCUGCGCAACAUCUGGAGAAGCCUUUAUUUAGGGAGUGGGCUAAUCCUGCAGCUGCUGGAACGUCAACCUACUGUAUAUAUCUCCACAUGGUAGGCCUACAGACGGCUUAACAAGACAGUGCGGACUGUUUACCUAAACUGUCAACAGACAAAGGCAACUUAAACGCACCGAAAAAAGCUCCACAGGCGAUCACAGGAUUAACCGAUCAAACGCUCGAACCGAUCAAACGCUCGAACCGAUCAUCUCAAGGCAGGUGCAUUUGUCUUUCCGAUAGUCUGGUUCCAGCACAUGUCCAACAAAAGCUCAUGAAAAAGCCCAACAAUUUCUGCACUAUUUCACUCAGUAAAACUGAUGCAUCUUCACCUUUAUAAAUACAACUAAAAUAAAACCGAUUCAAGUAUCCACAAGCUACGAGCUAAGCGAAUAUGUUUCAUCAAUAAACAUGCAAAAGAAGAGUCAUAUCCACGAUAUUGUCACCACACAUUAUCAUGCCUGGAGAGCCCUCUAGUGGACAGGAAAGAUACUGCAUAGAAACCCUAUCAAACAUCGCAGCGUGCUUAAUUGCACCAGUAUAUUAUUAAUAAAGCUGUUAUUUUUUUACUUUUAUUCACCAAAACCUUUCAAAAGUAUAUGUUUGUUUCAACUGUACUGUCUUCUAAUUCAGCUUAAAGCAAAGUGGUGUCAUAUAAUACACAGAUGUUGUAUUACAUGGUCUUAAAACACAAUUAUAGUUUGAUGGAUUCGCGAUAAGAAAGGUCAGCUUUGUAGGAAAAGGUCCAAGUUUGGUUUAAUUUGACUGCAGUUGUUGACAAAAAAAUUGUAAUUACUCACCUUUAAGGCGCCACUUUGGCAUCUGAUACAGCUGAACAGUCUAGUUUAAUUUUAUGCAACAGCACUGCAGUUGCGUUCAUUUCUUUGAAGCUCAUACAUCAAGUUUUCUCAAUCAUUUGAGCAAGGUCUAUAUAGUUUAGCAAGUAAUAAUGGGAGUCUGUAUUGUUUACGGGUGAAUUAGAAUAAAAGCUUUCAUUUUUUGUAAUAUGUAUUAUAAUAUCAAGUAUAACAAAAUCCAUUGUUUAGUCAACAAGCAGUUCAGACUACAACUCCAAUGGGCUCCAUGCACAACUCCACUAAUUCUUGAAUUUAAGAUUUCUCCUUUAUUUCCUCUUUCAUUAUUGAAUAAACUAAUUAAUCCAGGUGUGUCUGAGUAGUCACAAUGAUCAGUGACACCUGGACUAAUCAGUUUGUCCAAUAAUGAAAGACAGGAAAUAAAGGAGUUUAACUUCGGGAAGCAGUCGAGCUGUGCAUAAAGCCCAGUUACACUCUGUUGCUUUCUUUGUAAGAGCAGCAACAGAAAUGUUCUUUUAGAUUACACUAGAAUCUACGAUUAUACCUGUUAAAUGAUCUGGCGACUGUAAACACACAUUUCUGUUUGAUUACAAUUUACUCAUAGUAAGGCAACUUGCUGUCCAAAAUAUAUUUACUUUUUAUCCUUUAUUGCAAGACACGUGCAACAAACUCAUGAUAAUGAACAGAAUUAGAAACACUCACAGCAGAAUUAGCCUACCUAAAUUUUGUAGCACCCUCCCAGUUCAGUUCUAGUGGUAUGUUAGCUCCCUCUGCUGGCCACACACAAUAUCAUGCACUCAUAAAACAGCCUUUAUCUCACUCAUUUGGCAACAGUGCAAAUUCUUCACCACCCAAAACCUGAGGAGUAGCAUGAGAGCUUGAAAUAUGUACAUAAUAAAACAUUAAAAUACUUUUAACUGAAAGGUGUCAGCUGCUUGUUUCCAAAGCGACAAACUCCAUAAAAGAUAAUUUACUUUUAUUUCAAGUAAUGGGACAUUUUAAGUUCAAUAAAACUUUCAUCAUAACACAAAAACAGUGACAUAUUUACAGGCAACAGAUGCCAUUGGGAAGAAAAAAACUUACGAAGAGAUAUAAAGAUUGAAUAUGAAGGGAGAGAAAACCGAGUGGCUCAGAAAGACUUCUCCACCAAGAUUUCAUAGACAGCGUAGUAGUACAAGCAGAUACUUUAAAUUAGCUGCUCAGUGAUCUCAUUUUAACUUUUGUUCAGGUGAUGUUGUGCACGACUCCAAACUUACAAAUACAGUAAAUCCCAUGAUGUUCUACUGCGGGGAACAAGAAGGUUCACUGGCUGGGCCCUUCGAUUUUUAUAGUUGUGGGCUUUUUGGUGGAAGUCUGAACCACCCAAGGGUGUGACAGAACCCCCUGGGUUGGCAGUCUUUGCAUGGGGUUGUGCUUCAGGAGCCUGGCAACCAAGUCUUUGGCGCCAGCACUGAUAUUAGAUUGUGCGGGGUAGGUGUACUCCACCUGAAUUUAAAAAAGUGAAAAAAAUCAGUGCAAGGUUUACAGUGGAGACAUAAAAUUGGGAUGAUUUCAAGUGUUUCACAUUAGUUUAAAUAAGAGUACAGCAUUUUCAGUCUGCAUUAACGAAUUUUAAAAAAUAGAUUUAUUUUAAGUGAGAUUUUUGGGGUGUUUAGUUUCCUUCUACCUACCCUUGAUAUCCUACGAUAGGUGUCCUCAUGAGUUUUAGCCUCAAACGGGGGCUUUCCAACCAAAAACUCAUAGCACAGAACACCCAGACUCCACAGGUCCACCUUUUCAUCGUGAGUUUUCCCCUCAAUCAUCUCAGGAGGCAGGUAGUCAAGAGUUCCACACAGUGUGGAUCUCCUGGAUGGAAAAAAAAAAGGUGAAGUCAGUUCUGAAGCUAUAACUUUCUUAGCAGAUAUCAGAAAACUGUCAAAAAAGGGCACAAAAAACAUCAUCUUAACAUGCUUGACAAUCUGACUUAGUUCAAAGUUAUGCCAUUAAUGGGCUUAUUAUCCAUCUGAGACUACAGAUUUUUAUUUUUAUUGUUUUUAAAUACCAAUAAUAUAAGUGCUUUAUCUAGACAUAUGACCAGUUUGUCUUAGGGUAUUAAAUGGGUUCAUUUGAAAAGUGAUAAAACAUUUUUUAUUAACUCAUUUCCUCUAAGUAUUGUAAACUAAAUGUAUUUUUAAAGAAAAAGAUUUGAUUUUUACAGAGUCUUUUCUAAAAACCUCUCUUGAUAAGGUCAGUACAGCAAUUCAUGGGUUGAAUGCAGACACCAAAAACUGACAGGUUAUCAACAAAUGCUACCUAAAACCAUAUUACAGAAUCACUUAAAACCGUAAAAGACACAACUCUUGAUAAAAAAAAGGGAUGCAAUUUAAACAAAUCACAUGUGCAUACCUGGAGGAAGGUGUGUGAACAGACCAGCCAAAAUCUGCAAUCUUCAGCUCCCCAUUGGCCCCCAGUAACAGGUUCUCUGGUUUGAUAUCCCUGUGGAUCACCUUCUUUGAGUGGCAAUAGUUGAGGGCAUCAGUCAGCUCCAUGAUGUACUAGUGAAGAAGACAAAAGUGUCAACCAAACUUUCAUCACACUUCGGUUGAGAGCAUUCUUAUAAAUUUGUGAUGUUCCCCAAACUUAAGGAAGCAAACCCUUCACAUUUUAGAAUGGCAUUUGAGUACAGCUUACAUGGAUUACUGUAACCUUUGAGAAUAAUAAUUAUACAUUUCAGAGUAGAUGGAUUGAAGGACUUACUGUUGCACUUCUUUCCUCUGAAAAAUUUCCACAGCGCUGUAGCUCUCCAUACAAUUCACCCUUGGGUGCAUACUCAAGGAUGAGAUACACACGAGAGGCAUCAUGGAAGUAACCGUAGAGACGGAGGAUAUUGGGGUGCCUGCAGGUUGCCGAUGCAGAGAAGUUGUCGGAUAAAUAUUGUUAAAAUCUCCGACAUUGCAAGCAGAGGGAUUGGAAUUUUAUAUGAAUGCCAGCAAUAAAAGGUCAAAGGCUCAGUAUGGUGCUACUGGUUUUAUCUUAAUAACCUGAAGGAAACUCAAGCCAAGACUGGUUCAAUGAAUGCUGAAUCUAGCAGUGUGUGGCAUUUGAGCAUGACCACCUGGAGCUCAACAAGUGCACACAUUUACCACAAAGGCUGUGUGUAAAAUAUUAAACACACAGAAAGCUCGCAUUUAAGUCCACCUUUACUGCAAUACAUUGGCAGAUCAAGGUGUGCAAUUUUGUAACUUUCUAAAGAGUCAGUGUUCAACUUGAUUUGUUACACUAAGUUUUCAGGCAAAAUAAUUGAGAAUUUUGGGUGUCUGUUUCUGUCUUAUUGAAACUUAGCAACAUCAAUUUUGUACUGUUGCUCAUUUUUCACUUAUAACAACCAUGUGAGCAAACUUUGUGGUAGGCUGAAUUACCAUAUGGACUUUUAUUUGGCACUGUGUAUUUAUAGACUGUUACCUUAGGUGAGACUGGAUCUCGACUUCUCGUCUCAGCUGGUGCUCCACCCCGGCCUUCUCCAGCUGCUUCUUAAACAGCACCUUCAGGGCCAAGAUGAACUUACUCUGUCGCUCCCUGGCCAGGUACACGUUGCCAAAUUUACCCUUUCCUAAGGGACGGCCAAUGUCAAAAUUGUCCAAACUCCAUCGCUUGCUGCAUGAGUAAAAUCAUGUGGUUACAGACAAUAUCUAUAAAAAUAAAUAAAGCAAAAUAAAUAAUUUAAUAUGUAACAAAUGUUUUUCUGUUGUCCUACGUACCUUGAUGCAGAGUCUUUUGCAGAGUCCUUUGCAGAAUCAUCCUUGGCAGGUUUAUCUAAUAAAAGAUAACAGGAUUCAUUGAAGCCACAGAAAAUAAAAACAUACAUACACUGUUGAUUAGCCCAUCCUAUUUUGAAUGAUGCUCACUCUGUGGUUUGUCCUGCUUCUCUGGUUCCGACGGUGGUUUUGCCGGCUCUGAAUUCACCUUGGGCUCAUUUGUCUUUGGCUGAUUUUGCUGGGGACCCCGUUUGGGCUGCGAUGUUCCACUGUGGGUAGCUGGAUUCACAUUCUGAUUGGUAGGAUUCCUGGACUUAGAAGUAACAGGGACAUGCGAAACUGGUUUCUGGUGGCUCACGGGCCGCUGAAUUCGCUGAGGUCCAUUUGAAACGCCCAAAACACGGUGUUGGGCAGAUGCAGAUGGUGUGACUGCCACAGAAGUCAUCUGGGUCUGCUGGGACGUGGGAACUCGCUUUGGCCCAUCAAUAUUCAACUGCAAUCAUAGGAAAUCAAAUAAUUUUAUAAGUGAACAGGGUUUCAAGGAAUUACUGAUCAAUCUAAAAAGGACCAAACGAUAAGAGAAAAACAUGCAAUGUGUGAAAGCAUUGACAGCAUAACAAUAUUGGCAUGAAGUGUGAUCCCUUAACUUAAAGUUCAUGCGAAUCCAUGCAAAAGAAAAAUCACUAAAAUGAGAGAUGACAGUGCCGUGGUACUUAUUUCCUACAUUCGAGAUAUUUUCAAUAUGGUGUCAGUAAUAAAAAUGAGAAGUCUGAAGUUCCUGAUGUCUGAAUUAGUACGGUCAUUAUCUGGUAUCUGGGGUUUAUCCACGUCGACAUGGGUGAUGUGGGAUGAAAACUCUUUGAAACCCCGCAAUACUUCUUACCAGAGACUCAAUUCAUUGCCUUAAAAGGGAUAUUCCGACGUUAAAUUAAUUUAGAGUCAAACACACAGUAACACCGAGUUAGACACCCCCUCGAGAGAUGGAUGUUGCCGACCGAUUGCUUCUCUAGUUAAACCAACUUUAGUAACGAUCGCAUGAUAGCAAUACAGAGAGCCAGGCGCUCAACCAAAACACCACUCUAUAGCCACAAAUAAUGCUCAGAACAGCACCUAACUUCAUCAACAGUACAUAUAGGGUCCCCGCCAUAGCACUAACCACCAAACAUCUUUUUAACUUUUUAUCCUCAGACCAGUUCAUCACGGACUGCUGCGGGGUGACACAGCUCAAGGAAGAACAUUUAUGAUCAUUUCUUUAUCAUUUCCUUGAAGUCAUAAUCACCAUAUUAAUCAUUUUGCUCUGCAGACACAGUAGUUUUUCUGCCUUUGGGUCUCGGUCUGAUUACAUUUCCAUUUCUUCCUUGAGCUGCGUCACCCCCCAGCAGUCUGUAAUGGAUUGGCCUGAGGUCUUGCUACAAACAAGCGGCUGCUGGAGGGGGUAGGUGAGUUGUGUUUAGUCUCUUUGCUAAAGAAAUAAGGGAGAAAAGGAUGUUUGGUGGCAAGCACUAUGGUUGGGACCCUAUAUGUACUGUUGAUGAAGUUCGGUGCUGUUCUGAGCAUUAUUUGUGGCUAUAGAGUGGCGUUUUGGUUGAGGUUGGUUUAUGGCUCCUCAGACCGCUGUGUAUCACUAUCCUGCUGUCGUAACUAAAGUCGGUAAAAUAGAGAAGCAAUCGGUCGGCAACAUUCACCUCUCGAGGGGGUGUCUAACUCAGUGUUACAGUGUGUUUGACCCUUCAUGAAUUUUACGCCUCAACUCAUUGCCUUAAGCUACACUUCUCAAUCGGCAGCUUUGUAAUGUCCUUUAGUCAUUUUUUAGUCAUCACAAUUUUUUGUUUCACAAUUUUUAAAUCGAUUUUUAUGUCCAAAGAUCGAUUUUAAGAAUAAAUCUUUAAAACAGACUUACACGUGAUGUGUAUUUUUUGAGGAAAUAUGGUUCCUGGAAUAGUCACUAGACAAUCAUAAUCAUUCAACUGUUUCACUGGUGUUAAAAAUGCAGUAUAAAAUUGAGAAAAUCGUCAAUAUUGUAGAAUCGCAAUUUACGAACGGGCGUCAAAUAGUAGAAGAAUCGAAUCGGGAGAAAAGCAUAUCAUCCCAGACCUAAUGUUUACCCACCCUUCAUUUACCAGUUUUUCUCAAAAACUCAUCCUUUCAUUUGUUUAUAGUUUAUGUGGUUUUGUUGUUUCACUUGCAUACCUAAAAAACUAAAGCUAAACCCUUUUAUCCUUUUUAAUGAACAGUUUUGACUGAGAAAGUGGUGCAAAUACCUUCAUAUCAGGCCUCUGAGGUUUGAUGUCUUUAGUCAGCUUGAGCUUGGCAGCAGAGUCCAUAUCCUGGAAAAGGGAACGUGUAAAUAGGUUAUUCAACUGCCUACCAAAAAAGGAAAUUAUUAUGAUAACAAUAAACGGAGUAAUUCUCUCCCGAGUUAACUCUCCGUUAGCGUCAACAGGGAUUAAACGUUAGCAUAUCCGUCAUGUGGCUAACAACCGUGUGGAUAACGCUGAAGCCAAGGAUGUGAAAGACGAGGUUUACUUAAAUACUUCAAACAACACCUUUAAAGAUAUUUCGCUUACCUUUGUAUGUUAACUUUUUUACACAAUAACCACUGAGGGACUUCUCCAAAUUCAAACCCCGAGCAGCUCUGAAGCA